This is a messenger RNA of Cladocopium goreaui, 1584 nucleotides long. Lineage: Eukaryota; Dinophyceae; Suessiales; Symbiodiniaceae. The record is from the annotation of a GenBank genome assembly.
AUGCUGGACUUGGAAAGAGCAUUCGACAGUGCUUCACGGGAGAAAUUGUUCAGCCAACUUCACAAACUUCAUAUCCGGCCUGCUGUCAUUCAACUGUUGACACACUGGCAUAUCAACACACAGUAUCAUUUCCAGCAUGGCUGUGACACAGUAGCCUUGCCUACCGGUGCUGGAUUGCGGCAGGGAUGCAAGGCUGCUCCAGGACUUUGGAGUUUCCUUCUGAUCCUGUACUUGCAACAAGUAACCCAGCAAAUCCCCAUUGCAUGGUUACGUCAUCACCUCAAUAUUUACGCCGACGACUACCAGGUCGGAGGCAUUUUCUAUUCAGUUGAUGAUUUGCGGUUGCUGUUGAAAGCAUUUGGCAUCCUGUUGCAAACACUGCAUGAUUUUUCCUUGCGUAUCAACCCCAAGAAGUCAGCUGCACUCCUGACCAUUGCGGGCACGUCCCAUAGACAUCAGAGAGCGCAAUUUGUGACCACCAAGAACAAAAGUGAACAGCUGCGCAUUCCACUGCCUAAUGGAGACGAGAUCCAGAUUCCUGCACAACCCACUGUAGCCUGUGAUCAUGCCUUUCGUACUGGACACAGCAAUCAACAGGCACUGUCAUUAGCCGGCCUUCCCACGCCAUUGCAGCUCUUGAGAGCUGCUGCCAAGCAGCUUUUGCGGUCAAUCACUCAACGCAUGUCCCUGUUGCAUGCUGAUGAUCUUGCUCUGCAACUGCCUUGGAGCCACCUUGAAGAUCUUGUGAAUACCUUGGACAGCACUCAGGACCUGUGUCCACGGCUUGUCGAGCCUGCCGUGUCACGUGUUGCACCCAGUGUCCUGUACACUGGCCCCUGCGCCAUUGAGCCGACCACGGUGCAGGGAGUGCAAGCAUAUAUGACUGGCACUGCACUUGCGGCUGGUGAGUUUGCGGUCCGACACUCAACCAUGAUUCCUGAGACGGAGCUGAGUAACCUGAGGGGGACCCCUUUUGGUCUAGCACUCUGCCAGAUCCUUGAACAAUGGGAUUGGGAUAGACUUGCAGAACUGCCAGAAGCAUGUCAGUAUCUUGCCAAACGGUGCAUUUUGUGUGGCCUUCACUACAACCGUGUACAGGAACUCAAUGCCCAUUACAGAACCAUGCAUGGCCAGUACUGGGAAGGGGUUCCUCAACGUGCAGUUUACAUGUCGAACACUUGGGCCACUGAACGCCCAUGCCCUUUUUGCGGUGCAUUGUUCAAGUCACACCUUUGCCCGGUGUGGGUGCAGGUAGCAGUGCUUCUCCUGUACGGAGUUGGAGUACCACAUGACACUCCUGACAACGUUGAGGCACCAUCUCCCAAUUUGCGCUGUGAAGUCUGCCUCGACCAAUUUGAAGACCUUGCAUCACUGACAGAGCACUUGAGAAAUGCUCAUGCGUUGCAGGGGAUGACAUUCAAUGUGGCCAGAGACAGCGUAGCUGGCAGCCCAGCUUGCGCGCACUGUGGGGCUUUGCACGACACAUCAACCAGGGCAGAUGUUUGGAAUUUCGAGCUGAUGCAACGGCCGAGACAUUGCCGAUGCAUGACGACUGGUUGCAGGCCUGCCUGGGGGGAAAAAUGA